UUAUGACAAUGUUUUUGUUUUGUUGUUCAAAAUGUCCUCUUCAGUGGAAGGCACUAAUAUCAGCAUCCGAAAUUAUCCAACAUGUGCGGUCGACGCAUUAACAAGACUAGAAGGUCUUGUUGCCACCAGAAACAAACAGAAUUGGGCAAUGAAAAUUAUAUCGGAAGUGAUUUUCCUGGAGCCGAGCGAGGGAGACGCACGAUCACGCAAAUCACAAGGCUUGCCCACCAGCCAGAUGAAUCUGUUUCAAGAGUUUCAAUUGAUUAUUGCGUUAAUUGAAUACUUCUCUAGGCCAGGAAGUGAUGCCACCCGGAACGCAAUAUUUCUUUCACUUUUUGGUAGUAACCUGACGCCGCAGCGGUCAAAGCUUUUGUCCAGACUCAUCAGCACUGCAGUCUCCGGAUCAGUUGCUCCACUACUUUCAUCAGCUGGCACAUGGAUGCAGCAAGUGGGAUGUAAGACACCACCAAGUCUAGAAGUUGCUCAGAACAUUGUCAGCGACUUCAUACUCUUCUCAAAGAAAACAUCAGAGCAAUUGAAGCAACUGCCAUUGGUGGGACCUCAAUUUGCAGCGAAUUUCAUGGUCGCCGUUGCUGAUCUCUAUCUGAAUGAGCAACGUGACGGCACAUUGAUACCUCCUCCAGAUGCCUUGUUGGACGCAAUAACCGAAUGGAUUACAGAGAAUCCCACACUCUGUCAGGCUUCGCAGCAGCCACUUGUGCUACCAGCUGGUGCAAUUGCCAUGCCAUUUGCCACACCCAUUUCGGGUCUAUUGCGAUGGGCUGUGUUAGCCCCAUUAAUCUCACAGAGGUCUGCGUAUAGCAAUUUGCAUCUCUCGCUAUUGCAAACUCUCCAACAGUUGGUCUGCAGUGGCGAGGCAGCUGCCUUGCAUGCCCAGGAUCUUAUGCAGAUUGUAAAGUCAUUGCAAAACCAUUGCACCCGAUUAACUGAGGCUAAUCUCUCACCUGAUGCCGAUGCUGCCUAUCAAAAGUGUAUGGAACGAUUCGCCCAAGCUGUCCAGAUAGCCCUUAACACCAAUUGCAUUACGAAUCCAAUUCAGUUGCUCUGCAUGCUUGAAGCUCUUCCGCCCCAUGCGCUUAUGAAAAUUGUUCUUGCGGCACACAAAAAGCUUUGAUACGAUUUCUAAACGUACAUACUUUUAAACAUAAUAUAGAUAAAUAGAGUACAAUAAUAUCUAAUUUGUGUGUGUUGUAAGUAAGGGCUUAAAUGCCAGAAGGGCAAUAGGGUAUCAAAUGAUUUGGGCAGAUUCUAUGUUUUCAAUGUUUUUCUGUCACAAAAAUAAAGUUGUAAAGUAUUAUACUAAACUGAA
Molecule: messenger RNA, 1330 nt
Organism: Drosophila willistoni
Lineage: Eukaryota; Metazoa; Arthropoda; Insecta; Diptera; Drosophilidae
Exons: 2
Coding region: 32-1135 (367 amino acids)
Source: RefSeq, a predicted model, not a curated record